Molecule: messenger RNA, 1491 nt
Organism: Ipomoea nil (Japanese morning glory)
Lineage: Eukaryota; Viridiplantae; Streptophyta; Magnoliopsida; Solanales; Convolvulaceae
Product: 4-hydroxy-tetrahydrodipicolinate reductase 1, chloroplastic-like
Exons: 9
Coding region: 184-1203 (339 amino acids)
Cellular component (GO): chloroplast stroma
Molecular function (GO): 4-hydroxy-tetrahydrodipicolinate reductase activity; NADPH binding
Source: RefSeq, a predicted model, not a curated record
AGUCGGAAAUGAAAAACCACAGCUAAAACAAAUCUCACCAUCUUCUUCCGCUUGUCACCGUAGAAGGCGGCAGCUUCAGAAAGUACUCCCACUACCUCAGCUAUCUUUCACGUGUUUAUGAACUUGUAUUUUCAGAAUACAAGUCGUAUUCCUUUGUUCUUAUUAGUAGCUAAUUAGUUAUCCAUGGCGUUUGUGGUUAAACUGCCGGCAAAUAUCCAAGGACUUUGUGACUGCAAUUUUACCAAUACGAGCAAGAGAGCUAGAUAUAGCCUUAUCAAAAGGCAAAAGUCUCUGGUUAAAAUGUGUUCAUCGAAUUCCGGUGUGCCAGUCCAGCUCCUCGAGCAUACGCCGUCGUUUAAAUCCCAGAACAAUGCGCUCCCGAUAAUGGUGAAUGGUUGUACUGGAAAAAUGGGAAGGGCAGUUCUUGAAGCUGCCAUUUCUGCAGGUCUUCUGCCUGUCCCUGUGGCUUUUAGUGGUCCAGAAGAUUCAGGAAAGAUAGUAGACGUAGGGGGGAAGCAGAUUACAGUUCACGGUCCUUCUGACAGAGAGAGCACUCUGUCCUCAAUCUUUGAGGAGCAUCCAGAUUUAAUUGUGGUGGAUUACACAGUUCCUGCUGCUGUGAAUGAUAAUGCAGAGCUGUAUUGCAAAGUUGGAGUUCCUUUUGUGAUGGGAACUACUGGGGGAGACAGGGAUAGAUUAUAUAAGACGGUAACAGACUCUAAUAACUAUGCUGUCAUCUCCCCGCAAAUGGGAAAGCAGGUUGUUGCAUUUCUUGCUGCUAUGGAAAUAAUGGCAGAGAAAUUUCCAGGUGCUUUCUCUGGGUAUCAACUACAGGUGAUGGAGUCUCAUCAAGCUAGCAAAUUGGACCUAUCUGGAACUGCCAAGGCUGUCAUCUCAUGUUUUCAGAGAUUAGGGGUCUCCUAUGACUUAGAUAAGGUAAAACAAAUACGUGACCCCAGGCAACAACUUGAGAUGGUGGGUGUCCCAAAAGAACACUUAACUGGUCAUGCUUUCCACCUGUAUCAUCUGACCUCACCUGAUGACACGGUCUCUUUUGAAUUUCAGCACAAUGUUUGUGGAAGAUCAAUAUAUGCAGAGGGUACUGUUGAUGCCGUCCUCUUCCUUGCAAAGAAGGUCAAAGCUAAAGCUGACAAGCGGAUUUAUGACAUGAUUGAUGUUCUGCAGGAAGGCAAUAUGAGAUGAGUUUCAAAUACGGAACUUGUGUUGAUUGCAGGUCCAAAUCUAAAGCAAACGGCUGCCCUUGAUAGGGUCCUAAUGUCCUAUGGCAUUUUGCAUUUUGUAGGCAAAGUGCUAACAAAUAUUUAUGAGAGGACAUACUGCUUAUGCUAAUAUUUAAUAAAACUGAACAUUAUAAUAUUCUGUAGAAUGUUGUAUGGUAAGAGCACUCAAAGGAUUUGCACGUUUUGUUCUUACUAUGCUCCUCGUGUUGUCUCACCAUCUUUUCUUUGUAGUUUCUUAAGGCAUCCACAA